This is a messenger RNA of Penaeus vannamei (Pacific white shrimp), 1793 nucleotides long. NCBI's taxonomy places the organism in Eukaryota, Metazoa, Arthropoda, Malacostraca, Decapoda, Penaeidae. The record is from RefSeq and is a predicted model, not a curated record.
CAGUCCAUCCCAGGUUGCGCUGCACGCCACAGCCUCUCCUCCGCGCCUGGUUAUCAAGCAGGGACAGAUACGACCCCAAAACAAGUGCAUUCAGAGAAUUUCGUGAAAUUCUAUUAUUUAGAUUAGUUAAUUACAGAUCAUCUUCACUGAAAGGGACGGGUCUGGAUUCAGAGAUUAAUUAAGGCCGCUGCGCUAUGUUGACUGAGGUGCUGCUGGCGGCGCUGCUGUUGCUGCUGCUGCUGCUGGUAUUUGUUAACAGAAAGCCACAGGGGCUUCCCCCAGGCCCUUGGGGAUGGCCUGUCCUGGGAAAACUGCCUUCGAGGGACCUGCCUCUCGCCGAGCACGUCAAGGCACUGAGGAGAACCCACGGUGACGUCAUCUCGUGGCGGAUCGGCGGCAGAAUUUACAUAUUCCUGUGCAACUACAACGUGAUUCGCGCGGCCUUCACGAGGCUCGAGUUCUCCAGCCGACCGGAUCUCUUCAGCCAGAAGGCCUUCACUGAUUUCACGAACUCUGGCAUCUCGUUCAGCGAGGGCCUCGGGUGGCAGACGCACCGCCGCUUCGCCCUCCGCCAGCUGAAGGACCUGGGAAUGGGGAAGUCCAGCCUGGAAUCCGCCAUCCUGCAGGAGGCGCAGUGCUUGGUGGAGGACUUCGGCGAGCACCUGGGGUGCCCCGAGCCCCUGCCCUGGUCCAUCCACGUGGCGGUCCUCAACGUCAUCUGGAAACUGACGGCGGACCGGCGCUACGACGUGGCGGACCAAGAGAUCCAGAAUUUCAACAAGCUGAUCAGCCGUUCCCUGGAGCUGUUCUCGGGGGCGGCGGCGCUGUACGACCUGUUCCCGUGGCUGCGGAGCGUCGCGCCGGGCUGGCUGGAGGGCAGGACGGAGGUCGGCGAGUACCUGGGGAUCGUCGGGAACAUCGCGGAGUUCAUGGCUGGAGUGAUCAAGGAGCACCAGGAGAGCCUCGACCCCCUCAACCCAAGGGACUACAUCGACUCGUACUUGCUCGAGAUGGAGGCGCAGCAGAAGGAGGACCCGAGCUGCACCUUGAACUUGCUCGACCUUCGCUGCGGGGUCGCCUCCCUCUUCAUAGCGGGGACCCUCAGCGUCUCCCUCACACUGAAGGCCAUCAUCCUGCACCUCGUCAAGUAUCCCGAGAUCCAGAAGAAGGUGCAGGAGGAGCUGGACGACGCGGUCUGUGCGGACGCUCUGCCGACGACCCAGGAUAAGAUGAGCCUGCCCUACCUGGAGGCGACCAUCCUGGAGUGCCUCCGCGUCACCAGCCUCGCCCCGCUCGGCCUCGCGCACUCGGCCGCCCGCGACACGCCCUUCGAGGGCUUCGUCAUUCCCAAGGACGCCCUCAUAAUGAGCCACAUCGACUGCUGCCACACCGACCCCGCCUACUGGGAACGCCCCCUGGACUUCUACCCGGAGCACUUCUUGGACGACCAGGGCAAAGUCCUCUCGAAAAGGGACGGGUUUUUGCCCUUCUCUGUGGGUCGACGCGUCUGCCUUGGAGAACAGCUCGCCAAUGUUGAACUGUUCAUCUUCACAGCGGCACUCUUGAAGAACUUCUCCUUCUCGGCUCCUGAGGGCGUGGAGGUGUCUCCGAGAAACCUCUUUGGCGAGCAGAAGUUCGUCAUUGAGAGAAGGGCGAACUCAAAGGCUGUUUAAUGGGACGCCCAAGGGUCUAUCAAGGCGUUUGGGGCUCCUUUGAUCUCUCUCUCUCUCUCUCUCUCUCUCUCUCUCUCUCUCUCUCUCUCUCUCUCUCUCUCUCUCUCUCUCUCUCUCUCU